Thrips palmi is the source of this 2084-nucleotide messenger RNA. RefSeq names its product sodium/potassium-transporting ATPase subunit beta-2-like. Lineage: Eukaryota; Metazoa; Arthropoda; Insecta; Thysanoptera; Thripidae. Gene Ontology annotation, biological process: intracellular potassium ion homeostasis; intracellular sodium ion homeostasis; potassium ion import across plasma membrane. The transcript is spliced from 8 exons. Bases 160 to 1092 code for a protein of 310 amino acids. The record is from RefSeq and is a predicted model, not a curated record. Gene Ontology annotation, molecular function: ATPase activator activity. Gene Ontology annotation, cellular component: sodium:potassium-exchanging ATPase complex.
CGGCGGGGCCGAGCCGCGGGCCUGGCCGCCAGUGUCAGUGUGCGGGUGGACGCAAAGGCCGAGACACGGCACCGCACGGACGGACGGACACGAGGGCGGACACGCGCGGGGAAGGAAGGGCACUGCUUGGAGCGCGCGAGCUGAGCUGAACCGGUAAAGAUGUACUACAAGCCACCCACACGCACGAAAUGGGAGACCCUACAGGCCUUCCUUUACGAGUCCGAGUCGGGCCGGGUGUUCGGCCGGACAGGCUCCAGUUGGGCCAAGAUCGGCCUGUUCUACCUCAUAUUCUACUCCAUCCUGGCGUCCAUGUUCGCCAUCAUGCUGUGGGUGUUCUUCCAGACGCUGGACGCGCGCAUGCCCAGGUGGCAGCUCACCGCCUCCCUCAUCGGCACAAACCCAGGCCUCGGGUUCCGGCCGAUGCCACCGGCCCACAACGUGGACAGCACGCUCAUCUGGUACAGAGGCUCGGACCCUGAGAACUACGAGCUGUGGAAGCGGUCGCUAGCGCAAUUUCUAGAAGUGUACAGGAAGCCCGGGCUGACGCCGGGCCGCGGCCAGAACAUCUACAACUGCGACUACGACAGACCUCCAGGCAAGGGGCAAGUGUGUGACGUGGACGUCAAGAACUGGAAACCGUGCGUCGAGGAGAACCACUUCAACUACCACAAGUCCGGCCCCUGCAUCUUUCUCAAACUGAAUCGGAUCUUCGGCUGGGUGCCGCAGUACUACAACGACACGCGCACCCUGCCGCCCAGCAUGCCCAAGGACCUGAAGCAGCACAUCGAGGCCACGGGGAGGAACAGUAGCAUACGGUUGAACACGGUGUGGGUGAGCUGCGAGGGGGAGAACCCCUCCGACGUGGAGAACGUGGGCCCCAUCAAGUACAUCCCCUCGCACCGCGGCUUCCCCGGCUACUUCUACCCCUACGACAACACGGAGGGCUACCUCAGCCCCUUGCUGGCCGUGCACUUCGAGCGGCCGAAGACCGGGGUCCUUAUCCAGAUCGAGUGCAAAGCCUGGGCCAAGAACAUCAGGUUCGACCGCAAGGAGAGAGUGGGAUCCGUUCACUUCGAGCUCAUGAUCGACUAGUCAAGAAGAGCCAAGACUCGGCGGCUUCCCUGCGCUGCGCUGGCAUCCAGCGCGGAGAACAACCACUGCCCCUGCUCGGCCCUCAACAAGCAAAAACAAAAACAAGACAAAGCGCCGCGGUCUCAAUCUUCCUUUUUGAACCGAGAGACUCAAUGUGACGGAUGAAUGAGUAGCUAAGAGCGGACACUAAACUCCUUGUGUACUUUUUCGUAUGUAUAGUGACCAAACUCACCCCCUUAAAAGUCAGAUAUAAAAAGCCUGUGCAUGGUUGAGAGACCGUUUCAAAAUUGCCUAUGCGCUUGUAAUUCGAUUAGUUUUAUUUGCACAAGUGUCGUGGGUGGGUACGAAAUGGUACGCGAGCGUUUAGAGUGCGUUGUAUUUAUUGUUGUUUUGAGUUGGUUCGAGAGGCCGACACGCACGGCGUGGACUUGGAGACGCCUGACCCACGUGCGGACACGUCAAAUCUUGACACGUCAAAAUGAGGUAAAUUCGGCGACCUAACCGUCAAAAGAUCAUCAACUUUUGUCAAAUUUUCGCAAAUAGCACGUAAAUUGUAUCGUUUCGAUUGGCGUUCCGUUGGCAGCCAUGGCGCGUCCACCGUGUGUUGGCCUCUGCGACACCGCAUGCACACGCAACGCAGCGCUGCCGUGCAACGUUGUGUUGCGUUGCAAUUUUUCACUUUAGGUACUUCCCCCCUAUUUCCCAUUCUUUCCGUCCGAUUCCAUGUGUGUUUCAAGUGUUGACCAAGUAAACUUAAACUUACCGACCAAAAUACAAAUCACAACAACUGAGUGUCAUUCAUUCAUUCUUUGAGUCGUCUUAAUGUUUCAGUAGCGAAAAAUGAUCGGCAAAAAUGCCCCCUCUUUUCCGUAGACACGAUACAAAUUCUUGUUUUCAAAUUGUUUGACCACUGUCUGAAAAGGUUAGUGUAAAUAUGGGUAUAAACUGUACUUUUUGUACUCCGAAAUAAUAAAUUUUCUGUAAACAUGGGA